Vespa mandarinia (Asian giant hornet) is the source of this 1746-nucleotide messenger RNA. RefSeq names its product cytochrome P450 enzyme phantom (gene phtm). Gene Ontology annotation, cellular component: intracellular membrane-bounded organelle; cytoplasm. The record is from RefSeq and is a predicted model, not a curated record. Gene Ontology annotation, biological process: xenobiotic metabolic process. NCBI's taxonomy places the organism in Eukaryota, Metazoa, Arthropoda, Insecta, Hymenoptera, Vespidae. Gene Ontology annotation, molecular function: oxidoreductase activity, acting on paired donors, with incorporation or reduction of molecular oxygen, reduced flavin or flavoprotein as one donor, and incorporation of one atom of oxygen; steroid hydroxylase activity; iron ion binding.
UAUCUCUUUUCAAAAUUCCCGCGCGUCGAAUUUGUUUCAUUGAAAGUUCUUCUUCGGCGCUGAAGUCGUCCACUGUUACGUAAAGUUUAAUGUCGGCGAUCGUCAAGGCGUCAUCCAUCAGAUAAUCAUCGUUAUAAAGAGUAAUAGAGGAUUUCAAUCGGGAUAUCUUGGAACGUUUAAGAUGGUUACGAUCAUAUUAAUUUUCAUAUUGCUAAUGAUCCUUUAUUACAUGAUUCGCAAGAGAUAUCGUUUACCACCUGGCCCUUGGUGCUUACCAAUUGUUGGUUAUUUGCCAUGGAUCGAUCCAGAAGCACCGCAUGAGACAUUUACCGAAUUGAUAUACAAAUAUGGUCCGAUCUGUGGAUUGAAAUUGGGUUCUGUAUACACUGUACUUUUGUCGGAUCCUCGUCUGAUACGACAAGUACUUGCCAAGGAUGCAUUCUGUGGACGGGCACCCCUUUACUUGACGCACGGCAUAAUGAGUGGUCAUGGUCUAAUCUGCGCCGAGGGAGAGCUCUGGAAGGAUCAAAGAAGAUUCGUCGCCGAAUGCUUGAAAAAUCUCGGCAUGAUAAAAUACGGACAGAAAAGGGACAAGAUGGAAAGAAGAAUCCUCGUAGUUGUGGAAGAAUGCAUUUCGAAAUUGGAGGAACGAUCUACGUCGUACGGUUUCGAUCCGAACGAGACUUUGCAACAUUGUGUAGGAAAUCUGAUGAACGAUCUCGUCUUGGGUAAAACAUACCAAGAGGAUGAUUUCAUUUGGGCAUGGCUUCGUACUUUACAAGAGGAAGGUGUUAAACGCAUUGGCGUUGCCGGACCUUUAAAUUUUUUACCAUUUCUCAGAUUUAUACCACGGUACGGUAAAAUGAUGUAUAGUUUGAUAGAUGGCAAGAAAAAAACUCAUGAAAUAUAUAGGAGUAUCGUUGAAGAACAUCGAAUUAGUCCCGUAAAAACGGAAAGCAUUUUGGCAGCGUUCGAAGAUCAAAUGGCGAGUAGAAAAGAUUCAGACGAUUUUGGAUACUUUAACGAGGAUCAAUUCUAUCAUUUGCUCGCUGACGUUUUUGGUGCAGGAUUGGACACGACCGUGUCUACUCUCCGUUGGUUCUUUCUAUUCAUUGCGGUUUAUCCGGAGGAACAGGAAAAGAUCUAUCAAGAGAUGCAACAGAUGUUAGAAAAUAAAGAACCCACUUUGGACGAUAGAAUUGUUUUGACGCGUCUCGAGGCAACCAUAGCGGAAGUACAAAGGUUAAGAAGCGUUGUUCCAGUUGGUAUGCCUCACGGAACAAUCGAGGAUGCGAAAAUAGGCGACUAUGAUAUACCGAAAGGUACGAUGGUUAUACCGGUGCAAUGGUCCGUUCAUACUAAUGAGACUUAUUGGGACAACGCAUUCGAUUUUAAACCGGACAGAUUCAUUGACGAUGAUGGUAGAUUCUUUAAGCCGGAAGGGUUUUUGCCUUUCCAAUCUGGAAAACGUAUGUGCGUCGGUGACAAAUUGGCCAGGAUGAUCAUGUUUCUAUUCUGUUCGAGAAUAAUCCACAAAUUUGACGUAUCUGUCCCUCCUAACGUUUCCAUUAAUCUUAAAGGAGAUACCGGUAUCACAUUGGUUCCUAAACCCCAUAGAUUGGUUUUUACGCCUCGUAAAACAUGAUCCGUAUUUUCAUUUUCUCUUUUUCAUCCUUCCUUUUUUUCUCUUUUUUUAUAUUUCAUGAUUUUUAUAAAAUAUUAAUUUUUAUUAUUAUUUCAUUUAUU